Molecule: messenger RNA, 964 nt
Organism: Caretta caretta (loggerhead turtle)
Lineage: Eukaryota; Metazoa; Chordata; Testudines; Cheloniidae
Product: autophagy-related protein 16-1
Source: RefSeq, a predicted model, not a curated record
AUGGAGGGGGCGGGGCCCGGCCCGGCCUGGAGGCGCCACGUGCGCCGGGAGCUGGAGCGGCGGGAGCGCGAGACGCGGCGGCUGCGGGGCCUGGUGCAGAGCCAUGAGAGACUCUCGGAGCGCCGGGACCUGGAGCGGCUGUUGGCAGAGACCCUCCGGCUGGAGCCGGGGCCCCAGGCACCCAGGGCCCCCCUGGAGCUGGCGUCUCUGCGGCUGCAGCACGCGGUCGAGCUGGCGGAGCUGCGGGGGGCUCAGGAGGAGCUGGCCCAGAGCGUGGCCCACCUGAGCGAUGCCCUGAACCGCAGCGAGGCCGAAUGCCAGGAGCACCGGGCCAGGGCGGGGCGCUGUGCCCGGGAGCUGGCGGGGCUCUCGGGGCGCUGCCAGGAGCUGCAGGCCCGGCUGUGGGAGCGGGGCCAGGAGGCCGAGGGGCUGCGGGCGGCCCUGGGGGCGGCGCUGCGGGCCCGGGACCAGCUGGAGGCCCGGUGGGUGCAGGAGAAGCAGCUGGAGGCCCAGAGGGUGAACGAGACCAAUGCCCGGGAGGAGAGGUACCAGAACCAGGUGUCCCGGCUGCGCCAGAAGCUGGAGAGGCUACGGCUGGGAGCAGCGGCUGGACCCCCCUGGCUGGCCGCUGAGCUGGUGACGAGCGAAAGCAGCUGUAACACGUCCUGCGAGGAGCUGGCAGUGGUGGGGCUGGGCCCCAGGGGCAGCUCAUCCCCUGGGAGAGGAGGAGAAAUGGAGGGUGAAGGACCAGACCCGGCGCCCGGACCCGCUGCGGAGCUGGACAGAGACGCCCCCUAAGCAGCUGCACCGGGGACCCCCCGCUCCUGGGAACGUUGUGAGGGGAGGGGUCUGGCAUAGACCCCCCCCCGUCCCACAAGGCUCAUUAGCCCAGCCCUUGUCGGGCGGAUGUCCACAUUUGAAUAUGCAUUGUGCUCAUUUGCAUAAACGCUCCCUUUCCCCGGGA